This is a messenger RNA of Coccomyxa subellipsoidea C-169, 6411 nucleotides long. RefSeq lists its product as hypothetical. Gene Ontology annotation, molecular function: actin filament binding. Bases 1 to 6411 code for a protein of 2136 amino acids. Lineage: Eukaryota; Viridiplantae; Chlorophyta; Trebouxiophyceae; Coccomyxaceae. The record is from RefSeq and is a predicted model, not a curated record. Gene Ontology annotation, biological process: actin cytoskeleton organization. The transcript is spliced from 43 exons.
AUGGACGGAGAGACAGUGCUCUUCGCCGCGGACGUGACACCGACAGACAGCGUUGGGGACUGGAUGGUCUCGUUCACCCCCACCAUCUCUGGCACCUACCAGCUGGUUCUGGCGUUUGAGGGGAACCGGGCGCUGACUGGCACCCCGCACAGAGUGCGCGUGAAGACCGAUGAGACAGUGGCGGGGAAUUGCAAGCUGUACGGAGCCGGCCUGACCAGGGCCAUCGCUGGGGAGCGCACCUCUUUCAGCAUCAAAGCGGUGGAUGGCAAGAAUAACGCCAGGCUGGUCGGUGGCGACGAAUUCCAGGUGGAGAUCGUGGGGCCGGGCAACGCCUCUGCCAAGCCAGACAUCGUGGACAACAAUGACGGGACGUACACAGUGCACUGGGUGACGGAGAGGGCAGGGGACUAUCUGAUCACCGGUUGGCUGGAGGGAGCCACCGUCGGCGGUUGCGCUAAGGCUUGUGCGGUGCAGCCGGCCGAGCUGGACGCCUCUCGCUGCUCCUGCGCCGGUGAGGGCCUCGGCCGAGCCGUCGCCGGCAUCCCCGCUACCUUCACCGUCACUGCCUGUGACAGGUUUGGGAACAAGCAGACGGCGGGCGGCGAUGACAUCAGUGUGCGCGUAAUGUGCAUCGGCGGCGGCCGCUCCGGCAGCGUUGCCGGAAAGGUCGAGGACGCAGGCCGCGCCCUUUACAAGGUGGCAUAUACCGUAAGUACCGCAGGACAGCAUGAGGUGGCGGUGCUGGCUGGCGGCCGGCCCGUACCGGGCAGCCCGUUCCGGGCCGAGGUCGCCCCCGGGCAGGUGCUGUUUGGGCCGGGGCUGUCGGCCAUCCAGCUUGGCCGCGACAUGCGCAUCUUCGUGGCGCUGGCCGAUGCAUUCGGCAACGCCAUCACCGAGGCUGGCAGCAUUGAGCCCGCCAAUGUCAAGGUGGCGCUUGAGGGGCCAGCAGAAACCCAUGUGCGGAGGGGCCCGGUGGAGUCAGACGGCAGCCAUGCAUUCUCCUACAGCACAAAGACCCCCGGGGAUUACGUCAUCGCCGCCACGGUGGCCGGCGCUCACAUGCAGGGAAGCCCGGCCCCCGUCACAGCCUCCAUCGCCGAAGCGCACGCACCGCUCUGUGAAGUUGUGGGGACGCCGCUGCACCUCUCCACCGUGGCAGGUCAGAGCGCGGAUGUGACAUUUGUGGCGAAGGAUGCCAAGGGGUUCCAGAAGUCUCUGGGCGGCGAUGUGUUCACCGUCUCCUGGCAGCGCCUGGGCCAAGAUGAUGAGCCUGCCACCACCGGCAAGGUGGAGGAUCUGGGCACCGGGGAGUACCGAGCGCGGUUUGCGGCCAUGGCGGCCGGCACGCAUUCGGUGUGGGUGCAGCACAAGGGGCACAACAUCGCCGGCAGCCCCUUUACCGCGGAGGUCGAGCACGCCGCCAUCGCCGCGGACUGCAGCUACGUUGUGCAAGAGGGGCUCGAACGCGGCGUCAGCGGCGCGCAGGUGUGCUUCCGGGUGCGCGCGAUGGACAAGUACCUGAAUCUGGUGCGGCUGCCGCUGAAUGACUCGGAGGCGGUCGGGCCCAAGGGAUUCCAGGCCAUGCUGCUCGGCCCAGGCAACAAUGAACAGAGUUUGGAGCUGGUGCCCAACCGAGCGAGCAGCGGCGGCUGCGAGCUGUCCGGCAGUUUUGUGCCCCGGGGUGCCGGCCUGGCCGCGCUGGCCGUCACCUACCAGGGCCACCACAUCAAGGGCUCCCCCUGGCAGGUGACGAUAACUUGCGGCCCGGCGUGCGCGAGGAAGUCGGCGUUGGUGGGCAUGCCGCAGCACCUGGUGGCAGGCGUUCCCCGUGCGCUGACUGUGUACGCGCGCGACGCCAGCGGCUGCCCGACCGAGGGCCGCGACACAGUCAGCAUCACUGUCGACAGCGUGUCCGAGGGCGUGCGUGUCCUGAGCAUCAAGGACUGUCGGGACGGCACAUACACAGCGCCCAUCAGGCUUGAGAAAAUCGGGCUGGUCAGCAUAUCCGCCCAGAUCAGCGGCCAGCCGCUCGGCCUGCCCGUCACCCUCAGGGUGCUCGCUGCAGAGCUGCACAGCCUCGAGCUCAUCUCGCCACAAAACCCCCAGAGCGGCGGCGCAAGAUUAAGUGCGCAGCUGCGCAGGUUCUGCAGCGCUGAGGUGGCAAAGGCUGACGUGGCAGCUGCUGAGAUCAGGGACCGCGGCGAUGGCAUCUAUGAGAUCGACUGCGCCCUGAAGACGGCCUGUGACUUUGAGCCGGGCAGCCUCGCCACCUGGCGGUUCGACCGCUUUGGUAACCGGAUCACUUCAUGCGUCGGGGAGGCGCCUUUUCUGGCAACCGCCACUGGCCCCGGCGAGCUGAAGACCAAGGUGCUCGAGAAAGGGGACGGUAGUGUCGAAAUCAGGUACUGCGCGUCCAAAAUUGGCUCCUACUCGCUGGCAGUGACCAGCUCGCGCGACGGCGAGCCCCUUGCCGGCAGCCCCUUCCAAUUUGACGUGACCUCCGGACAGCUGUCUCCCUGCCACUGCACCGCCGAGCUGGCCGCUCCGACCCUGGUCGCCGGUCAGAAGGCCGCCAUUGUCAUCGACGCCAAGGACAUACAUGGCAACCAGGAGGGCGGCAGCCAGGGCAGCUACACGGCGGUGGUGCCCGUCUCCGGAACGUACCUUGCACAUGUGCAGAUCAAUGGGCACACCCUCGGCGGCUGGCCCAAGCCCCUGCAUGUGGCAGCCGCCGCAAGCGAUGCCUCCAGGUGCACUUUCCUGGGGCGUUUCCUGGCGGGCGGCGCGCACAUCAUCGGGGAGCCGUGGCGCUUUGCGCUGCACACCGCGGACGGCUACGGCAACGUACGCGCGGCCGGCGGCGAGGCCGUCACCGUCGAGGUGGCCGGCCCUGCCGGCAGCGCCGUACGAGCCGCUGCCGUCACCGACCGCGGCAAUGGCUGCUAUGCUGUCGCAUUCGAACCUGACUGCGCCGGCCGCUGGGUGCUCACUCCCAGGGUGAACGGGCAGGCGAUAAGGGAGGGAGGCUUCGAGGUGCAUGCGGCGUACGGCGCGGCAGCAGCACACGAGUGCGCGGUGGCGGGGCUAUCCGAGACCGGCGAUCACACCUGCGGCGCCGCCACCGAGCUGCGCGUUGUGCCGGCCGGAAAACAUGCCGCCGGCCGCGCUUUCCUCGGCACAGAAGUCGUCCACGCGCACCUCACUGGCGCGUUCUCGGCGGAGGCAGCGCCGCGAGAUAAGUGCCUGGCGGCCAGCGCGUUCGCCGGACCGGGCCUCGACGGCUGCACCGCGGGCGAGCCGGCGCGGUUCGAGAUCCGGUCCCGGGACGCGCGCGGCCACGCGGUUCCGGGCGGCGAGGCGGCGUUCGUUGUUGAGGUGUUUGCCGGGGAAGAGCGCGUCACCGUCACGCAGGCCGGCCCUGUUCGCAUCGCAGCCUCUCUGGUGGGAGGGGCUGCCACGCGCGCAUUUGAAACCGUUUGCAGGCCCGGCCCGCUCGCGCUCUCCAAGUGCACCAUCCUGGAGCACAGCGCAUCCGUCGCUGUGGGCGAGAAGGCCCGGCUGCUCAUCAAGCAGGCUGACAGGUUUGGCAACGCGUCAGAGAGCCACCUGGACCAGCUGAGGUUUGAGCUGAAGCCGACCGGCCCAGGGCCCCUCUCGCACUGGUGGGAGCACGGGGAAGACAACGCCAUCUGCCUGGCAUACUCUGCCGAACGCUCGGGGACGUAUCAGCUGAGCAUCAAGGAUGCAAAGACAAAAGAGAUGCUGCCAGGCAGCCCCUUCACAGUCGCCAUGGAGGCGGCUGCCCCGGUGGCGAGUCACAGCACCGCCAGAUUUGGCGCGGGGGUCGAUAAAGCGGGCGUGGCGGUAGCAGGGCAGGCUCUCACAAUCUGCGCAUCCCUCAACGAUAAGUUUGGCAACAGCACAAGUGGAGAGGCUGCUCUGCGGGUAUGGGCUGCUGGCCCGGCGGAUGUGGAGAUGGAAAGGACGGGUGCCUCAGAGUACAUGGCCAUGCUCACCGCUGCAGGCACCUACACCAUCAAGGCCACCUUGGACGGCGCCAUGCUGCCAGAGUGGCCGAAGACAGUGGUUGUGACAGCCAGUCCCAGCGGCGCUGCCAGCUGUAGGCUCCGCGGCCACGUGCUGACCGGCAUCACCUGCAAAGCGCUGCACACCCUCUCCCUCGCCGUCUACGACUCCUUUGACAACCCCCGGACGUCCGGUGGUGACAAGGUGGAGGCGUGGCUGUGCGGCCCGGAGGAGGCGCUCGUGCCGGCGACCGUUACGGACUUGAAGAAUGGCAGCUACUCCGUAAACGGCGAGUCGCUGGAGGCUGCGCAGAGGACGCUGCAUGCCACCUACGGCCCAGUCAGCGCCAGUGACUGCCAGGUGGCCUGGGCGGCAGAGCCAGUAUUGGACUGCGGCGCCCCCAACAAACUCUGCCUCUACCCCAAGGGCCUCGAAGACGGUUGGAAGAUGACAGGGCAUGAGACUGCCGGGGUGGUUCUGCACACGACGGGGGGAGUUCCCUUGGUCCAGCCACUCAGCUUCAACCAGGAGGGCGGCUACUAUGAAGCCACCAUCAUCGCUGUGGAGGUGCCUGCCCUGGUCCUGCAUCACUUCUUCUUUCUGGACAUUUCCUCUGGCUGUGAAAUAGUGCAUGGCAGCAUGGAUGACCACGAGGCGGUGGAUGGGAGUCCCCUGGUGCUUGACGCCAAACCAGGCGCGCCCUGCCUGGCGGCCAGCCGGAUAAAUGAGUCAGCGCUGACCUCAGCCGUCGCCGGCGAGCACUGCUCCGUUCUGCUCACCGCCUUCAACGAGUUUGGAGACCCCAUCACAUGUGGCAGCGCUGCCAUCACGGCCGCGCUCAUGUCCCACGGUGCAGGGAGCGCAGUGGAUGUGGAGGAUAACGGCGAUGGCACGUACGGGCUCUGCUUUGCGCCGACAGAGGCGGGCCCAUUCGAGCUGGUGGUGUCUCUGGAGAAGCCCGGCCACGCCGCCUCCAAGGCCCUGCGCAGGCGCAAUUUCGCGGGUGUUUGCGCGGCCGGCACAACGGCGGCGCAGUGCUGUGUGGCAACCACGCCCUCCUGCCAGCUGGAUGCCGGCGAAUUUGGCAACGAGGUGCUGAGCAGCAUCGGAGAGGCGCCCUUUGUGCUGUCGGCGUCGGGCCCCGGUACCAUGCAGCACGCCAUCAGGGAAAUGGGCGACGGCCAAUCCGAGCUGUGCUACUCAGCCACCGUCGCUGGCAGCUACACCCUCUCCGUCAGGUGCCUCAACAGCAACUCCUCGGUACAGGGCACGCCGCUGCCUGUCCAAGUCAGUGCAGCGCCCGUCUCUGCUGCCAAAUCCAAGGCCCAGCUGAGCGGACGGGCGCCCAACAGCCUGGUGCCAGCUGGCGAGGACGUGGAGGUGUUAGUCACCCUGCGCGACGCGUACGGCAACCCCAGCGACAAGCUGACUGGACGCCAAGUGGACAUCCGCGCGACCGGCCCUGAACUUGUCUCCUUCUCGGCUACAGCCUCCAACCGCUUCAGUGCGACGCUGACACUGGCGGGGAGCUACGCCAUCAGCGCGUGCAUCGGCAAUCAGAUGCUGCCGGGCUGGCCGCUCGCGGUGCAUGUGCAACCGGCCGCAUGCUGUGCUACCAAAUGCUGGCUCUCUGGCCCGGCCAUGCAGUCGGUGGUGUGCGGGCAGCUGAGCACGGUGACGCUACACGCCGCGGACCGUUACGGGAACGCCCACGUCAGCGGCGGCGAGGAAGUCACCGCGCAGCUGCGCGGCGGCCCCUCUCGCGGCAUUCCCUCCACCGUCAAGGCAAAUGCGGUGGACAAUUGGGACGGCACGUACGCGCUGCAGUUCGCGCUGCCGAUAGAGGGCGAGUGGGAGCUGAGCGCGGCCGUGGGCGGCGAGGGCGUUCCCUGCGCGGCGGCCGCCUCCGUGCGCGCGGAGUACGGACCCCUGACAGCCGAGGAGUGCGAAAUCGAAAACGUCGAUGGCAUGGUCGCCUGCGGCACCUCUGACCCCAUCUUCAUUCAGGCGGCGGGCGGCCGCAGGAUGACAGGGCACGAGGCGGUCAGCUGCACGGUCACUGCUCCCAACGGCACCGUCCAUGCGGUGCCUGUGACACUUGCAGACGGAGGCGGCCAUUUCCAAGCCACGCUGCACUGGAUGCAAGUCGGCGUGCACAAGGUGGGCCCGGCAGGCAUCCAUGCACCGGCUUGCCUGGUCCGGGGCCUCACGGACACGCCGGACUUUGGCAUGCUCGACGAGACCUCCCUGCUGGCAUUUGUGGCGCCGGCCGUCGCCUGCCGCGCCGGGGAGCGCGCCACGGUCCUGCUGCAGCUGCAGGACGCACGCGGCAGCAGCCUGCCGGACUUCCAGGAUCAUAGAAGUGUGCUGCAAGUUGCUGUGUAA